CCGUCACGCAAUUCAAAGACGCAGUUCAGCUCGACUUAUUUUUUUAUUUCUUAAUAAAUAUAAUAGAACACAACUUAGUUUACUUAAACAGUCUUUGGAUCAUGUCAAAUACAUCAGUUCGCCCUAUACCCACGCUGAAAGGAAUUUUUUCAGUGCCGCGUGCUACUCAGGGCCGCAACUUUCUCAAGGAAAAUAAAGUGAGCUUGCGCUCGCUAGAGAAAACAACAAGUGAAAAAAUGGCAGCCAAGGAACCAGUGCGUCCCAAAUGGAUGCCACCUAUGCGCCGCGCAGGCUCCGAGGUACGAGAAUCGAAAGCAGGCCGGCCUCCGGUAACCAGACAAAACACUCAGGAAACCAGUCUAACACGCAACCGGAACAACUCGCGUUCGCAUCACCAAUUGGGCGCAUGUGCUUCAGAGUCUGGCGAACGUUUUGAAGGCUUGGAAGAGCGCAGUCCUCUCUUCUAUGCCCCGUCGGUGGAGGCAUCACAGUCGCCGGACAAUUACUCAGAACGAUGCAAUUCUUGCGGCACCCAGCGCAGCUCCACAAGCAUUGCCAUACAGACGGAGGACAUUACCGAUGAACUAUACCUGACAAAUGCAUUGAAAAAAUGCAGUAUUGAUGGAUCUAUGAUGGGUGAACCCUCCAAUAAAUACGACAACGGCUACAGACGUUCCAAUCGGUACGAUAACAACGAAGAGGAGGAUCUGCUGUCACCUCGCACAAAUGGCAAACAGCAGAAUCGCUUCAACGUGAAUGAGUUUAACACAAUGCUCUUGGCCCCAGAUGAUGGUGUAAAAACUGAAGUCACUUCAGAUGAGGAGGCUCCGCUCAGUGCCCGCAGCCGCUAUACAGUGGCCACAGUGGAAUCAAAUGCGUCCAUAACAUCGAAACGCCGCGAGCACAAGCUGGGCUCACGCGAUGAGUUGCGUCUUCCGCGGUAUCUGGAGAAGGAGAAGCGCGAAAAGGCCGCUGCCAAGGAGCUUGCCGAUGCACGCGAUCCGGACUGCCCACGCGGUCAUAUUCUGCUCCCGGAGCAGGAACGUGUCGACCACUUGCACAGCGCACAGAAGCGCUACGAUGGUCUCAUCAGUGAGUUGAAUCACUUGCCCAUGACCGCACAGACUCUGCGGGUGCGCAACCGCAAGUCCGAAAUCGACAAGGAGCUGGCUGUCGUAGAUGAGAAGAUACGCGUCUACUCCAAGCCCAAGGUGUACAUUAGUUCUAGCAAAUGUACCUAAUUCCGACUGAAAACAACUGACUGCUAGUGCCAUGAAUACUCCAAAAACUAUGAACUAUGACAUGUGCCUUAAGAAGUCUUUUAUGAAAUGUAAUCUAGUCUUGUGUUAACCAAAAUUUAAGAUAAGUUAUGAGCCCUAGUAAAGAAAACAACGGUUUGACCUUAA
Drosophila guanche is the source of this 1406-nucleotide messenger RNA. RefSeq lists its product as uncharacterized. The transcript is spliced from 5 exons. Lineage: Eukaryota; Metazoa; Arthropoda; Insecta; Diptera; Drosophilidae. The record is from RefSeq and is a predicted model, not a curated record. Gene Ontology annotation, cellular component: cytoplasmic microtubule. Bases 102 to 1241 code for a protein of 379 amino acids.